Molecule: messenger RNA, 8356 nt
Organism: Macaca mulatta (Rhesus monkey)
Lineage: Eukaryota; Metazoa; Chordata; Mammalia; Primates; Cercopithecidae
Gene: ARMCX4
Product: armadillo repeat containing X-linked 4
Molecular function (GO): protein binding
Source: RefSeq, a predicted model, not a curated record
GGAUUACUCAAAGAAGAAGCGGAAAAGGCCACAGUCAAGGUCCAGGAGUGGGUAGGGGGAUGCAGACCCUCCCCUGUAACUGAAGAUGGGUAAACUCCAACCGCAAGGCGAUGAUGCCACUUGUGGGCCCUCAGAUUGGAGAGGACUGAGAUGAGUGACAAGGGCGUGCGCACUGGGGCACCGAGCACAGACCGCAGAAGGGGGAUGUCUGUGCGUGCGGAGUGGAGGAGGGGGUAGUUCCUGGUGACUGGCCGCCAGCCCUUGGUGGGUGGUAGGGGGUGGUGGGGAGGAGGACGAGCUCGGCGGUGACGCGCGGUCCUCACGUGACCCGGAGCUGCAGAGCUACGCAGCCUUCGGUGCAGUCGUCACUAGCGUCUGGCUACCAGCUCCCCGCUGCCCUGCGCUCGGCGGGCUGGCAUCGGGCCCGGGGAUAGCGGAGCAGUUCGGUGUGGAACUGUUUGCGGCGAGGAGAAAGGAAGGAGAGGAGAAAACUGCACUGGAUCACGGAGGUCUUCCCAUAGGCCUGCAGUAGGGCUGUUUACCGUUGGAAGCAAGGGAAAGAGGAGGAGACCAAUCUAGAAGGAUGGAGAUCUGCCUGCAUAUCUGCUACAGGGCGUAAGAUCACUGGAAGCAAAGAAACAAAGAGGAGAUUGCUCCUGAUCAGUAUAGACUGGUCCAGAGAUCUCAUGAAUUUAUGUAUCUACUUUAGGGUGUAUUGCCAAGAUAAGCAAGAGGAGAGGAGGGAACUGCCUCGGAUCAUUACAGGUCCACCUCCAGUGGCAGCUGUAGUGGCCUUUGAGUGGCUGAAGACCAGCACCCUCACAGGCCUACACCCACAACUACCACUCUCUUUACCCCAGCCCAAGUGCGCUCUACCAUACCUUGUUCGUGCUUUCAGCAGGGGUGAUUACAUGGGCCGCACUCAGGAAGUGGGCUGGGUGACUGCAGGACUGGUGAUCUGGGCUGGCACCUGCUACUACAUUUACAAAUUUACCAAGGGAAGAGCCCAGAGUGUGAGGACACUUGCCAGAAAUGGAUCCACAGUUAAGAUGGAGACUGUGGUUGGGGUACAGAGCCAGACCUUGGCCAAAAGUGAAGCAGAGAUUAAGACUAAACCCCAGGCUGAGAUUGGAGCAGAAACUGGAACAAGAGGUGGGCCUGGGGCUGAAGUAGAGACCAAGGGCACUGCUAUAGCCAGACACAGAGCCAACUCUCAGGCCAAAACAAUGGUUGAGGCAGAGGCAGAGACUCAAUCUGAGUCCAAAGUGGUGGCUGGAACACUGGUCAUGACAGAGGCAGUGACUCUGACUGAGGUCAAGGCCAAAGCCAGAGAAGUGGCCAUGAAAGAAGCAGUGACCCAAACUGAUGCUGAGGCUGGCAAAAUAGUUAAGAAAGAAGCAGUGACGCAGACCAAGGCUAAAGCUUGGGCACUGAUUGCCAAGACAGAGGCCAAGAGAGAAGCAAUGACCCAGACCAAAGCUGAAACUCAUAUAUUGGCUGAAAAAGAGACAGAGAUUAACAGAGUAAUGGUUACACAGAGUGAGACCUUGGCAGUACCCAAGGAAGUGGUCAAGAUGGGGGCCACGAACAAGACUGGAAUUGUGGAUGAAACCAAGACAAGAGCUCUGGAAGAGACUGUGAGUGUGGCUAAGACUCAGUCUGAGGCCUGGCCUGGUGCCACAGUUGAUGCUAGGGGAAAUCCCAAUGGCAUGUCCAGGGAGGUGGCUGGAGUGGACGUGAAGUCCUGUGCACAGUCUCAGGCUGUCACCAAGAUCAAGGGUGAUGACAUGCCUGGUGCUGGGAUUGAGGACAUGGGGAAUUGCAAAACCAUGUCUAGGGCAGAGUCUGGGGAAGACACGAGGGCUUCUGCUCAGCCUCAAAUUGUUGCCAAAACCCAGACUGAGGCCAUUCCUGGGGCAAAGGUUGAUGCCGGGAAUAACGCCAAUGCCAUGUGUAAGGUGGGGGCAGGGGCAGAUGUGAGAGCUUGUGUACAACCUCAGACUGUGGUCAAGAAACAGGCUGAGGUGACGUCUGGUGCCGGGGUUGAUGGUAGGGGAAAUACCAAUGUCAUAUCUAAGGCAAUAACUGGAGCUGACAUGAGAGCUGCUGCUCAGCCUCAAGCUGUUGCAAGCGCUCAGGCUGAGGCCAUGUCUGAUGCCAAGGUUAAGGACAGAGGCAAUCCCAAUGCCAUGACUAAAGCAGGGGCCAGGGCAAACCUGAGGGCCAACUCCCAGGUUGAGGCCUUGCCUGAUGCCAGGGAUAAGAGCAGAGGCAAUCCCAAUGUUAUCGCUAAGGCGGGGGAUGGAACAGACAUGUUGUCCUGUACACAGCCUCAGCUUGUGGCCAGUGUUCAGGCUAAUACCUUGUCUGAUGGCAGAAUUAAGGUCAAGGGCAAUGUAAAUACCAUGCCUAAGGAAGGAGCUGGGGUGGAUAUGAAGGCUCAAGGUAUGGCCCAGAGCCAGGAAGCCUUACCUAAUACUAGAGGUAAGGCUAGGGGCAAAGCCAAAGCCAAGUGUAAGACAGGGUCUGGGAUGGACAUGAAAACCUGUACUCAACCUCAGACUGGGGUCAAGACCCCAGCUGAGGCCUUGCUUGAUUCCAGGGUUGAUGGUAGGGGCAAUCCUAAUGCCACUUCUAAAGCUGGGACUAAGGCAGACCAGAGGGCCUGUGGUCAGCCCCUGGUUGUGGCCAAUCCCCAGGGUGAGGCCUUGCCUGGUGCCAAGAAUAAAGUCAAGGGCAAUCCCCAUGCUGUGCUUAAGGUGGGGGCUGGAGAAGGUACAGCAGAUUCUGCCCAGCCUCAGGCAGUGGUCAGUUUCCAGGGUGAGGCCUUGCUUGGUACCAAGAAUAAAGUUAAGGGUAAUCCCAAUGUUGUGCUUAAGGCAGAAGUUGGAGCAGGUGCAAUGGGCACUGCCCAGCUUCAGAUUGAGGCCAGUUCCAAGGGUGAGGCUUUGCUUGAUUCUAAGAAUACGGUCAAGGGUAAUUCCAAUGCUGUGUCUAAGGCAGGGGCUGGGACAGAUACAACAGGCUCUGUCCAGCCCCAGAUUGUGGCCAAUUCCCAGGGUGAGGUCUUGCCUGGUGCCAAGAAUAAGUUCAGAGGCAAUUCCACUACUGUGCCUAAUUCAGGGGUUGGGCCGUAUACAACAGACUCUGCCCAGCCCCAGGCUGUGGCCAAUUCUCAGGGUGAGGUCUUGCCUGGUGCCAAAAAUAAGGUCAAGGCCAAUCUUAAUGCUCUGUCUAAGGCAGAAGCUGGGAUGGGUGCAACAGGCUCUGUUCAGUCCCAGGCUGUGGCUAAUGCCCAUUGUGAGACCUUGCCUGGUGCCAAGAAUAAGGUCAGGGGAAAUUGGAAUGCUGUGUCUAAGGCAGGGGCUGGGAUGGAUACAAGGGGCUCUGCCCAGACCCAGGCUGUGGCCAAUUCCCAGGGUGAAGUCUUGCCUGGUGCCAGGAAUAAGGUCAAGGGCAAUCCCAAUGUUGUGUCUAAGGCAGGGGCCAAAGAAGAUACAGUGGGCUCUGCCCAGCCUCAGGUUGUGGCUAACUCCCAGCGUGAGACCUUGCCUGGUGCCAGGAAUAAGGUCAAGGGCAAUCCCAAUGUUGUGUCUAAGGCAGGGGCCAAAGAAGAUACAAUGGGCUCUGCCCAGCCUCAGGUUGUGGCUAACUCCCAGCGUGAGACCUUGCCUGGUGCCAGGAAUAAGGCCAAGGGCAAUUCCAAUGCUAUUUCAAAGGCAGAGGCUGGGGCAGGCAUAAUGGGCUCUGUCCAGGUACAGGUUGUGGCCAGUUCUCAGGGUGAGGUCUUGCCUGCGGCCAAAAAUAAGGUCAGGGGCAAUUCCAAUGCUGUGCCUAAGGCAGAGGCUGGGGCAGAUACAGUGGGCUCUGCCCAGCCCCAAGCUGUCGCUAAUUCCCAGAGUGAGACCUUGCUUGGUGCCAGGAAUAAGGUCAAGGGCAGUACCAAUACUGUGCCUAAAGCAGGGACUGGGGCAGGCACAAGGCACUCUGCCCAGCCUCAGAUUGUGGCCGGUUCCCAGGGUGAGACCUUGCCUGGGGCAAGGGACAAGGCUAUGCCCAGCUCUGAGGCAGAAACCACAGCAGAAGAUGAGGUCUAUGCAAAGCCUGAGGCUCAGGCCAUGCCCAUUUCUGAGAGUGAGGGUGGGUCAGGCACUCAAGCCUGCAGAAAGACUCAGCUUAACAUCCAUGACUACUACUGGAAUGGGAUUGGUGUUGAAGAUUGGAUUGCUGCUGAGCGGUGGAUCAAAUUUAGAUUUCAGACCAUGGAUGGAGACUGGGAAAAUAGCGUGUCCUGGGCUGAUGAUGAGAAUGAAGCCAGUAUUGGGUCCUGGAGUGGGGCUAGUGAUAAGGCUGGGAUUAUUAGGUCUUGGGCUAUGGCUUGUGAUGAGGCCAGUGUUAAGUCCUGGGCUGGGGCCAGGGCUGAGAAUGAGGUUGGUAUUGGGACUUGGGCUAGAGCUGGGGAGCAGGCCAGUGGAGGGCUCUGGGCUGGGGGUCAGCCUAGUGAGGGGACCUGGGCUGGGGACAAGGCCAGUGGAGGGGCCUGGACUGGGGCUGAGAACCAGGCCAGUGGGGGGUCUUGGGUUCUCGCUGGGAAUCAGGCCAUUGGAGAGCUUUGGGCUGUGGGUCAGGCCAGUAAUGGGUCCUGGCCUGGAGGACAGGCCAGUGGGGUGUCCUGGGUUGGGGCAGAGGCCAUUGGAGGGUCCUGGACUGGGGCUGAGAACCAAGCCAGUGGAGGGUCUUGGGCUGGAGCUGGGGCUGGGAAUAUGAGUAGUGUUUCAUACUGGGCUGGCGUCGUGGAUCAGGCCAGUGGAGGGUCCUGGGCUGGGACUAGUGAUCAAUCUGGUGGUGGGUCCAAGCCUAGAUUUGAGGAUCAAGCCAGUGGAGAAGGGUCCUGGGCUGGGGCUGGUGACCAGGCUAGUGGAGGGUCAAGGUUGGGGCCUGAGGACCAGUCCAGUGGAAGGUCUUGGGCUGACACUGCAGACCAAGCCAGUGGAGGGUCUAGGCUGGGCCAUGUAGAUCAGUCCAGUGGUGGGUCCUGGGCUGGGACACUUGAUCAGUCUGGUGGUGGGUCCAAGCCCAUAUUUGAAAAUCAGACCACUGAAGAAGGGUCUUGGGCUGGGGCUGGUGGCCAGGCUGGUGGAGGGUCCAAGGUGGGGUCUGAAGACCAGUCCAGUGGAAGGUCAUGGGCUAACUCUGGGGACCAAAUCAGUGGAGGAUUCUUAGUUGGGGUUGUGGACCAGGCCAAUGGAGGAUCCUGGACUGGGGCUGGGCAUCCUGCUAGUGGUGGGCCAAAGCCUAUAUUUGAGGAUCAGGCCAGUGGCAGAGGGUCCUGGGCUGAUGCUGGGGACCAGGUUGUUGGAGACUCUAGGCUGGGGCUUAGGGACCAGUCUAGUGGAGAUUCCUGGGCUGGCACUGGGGACCAGGCCAGUGGAUGGUUCUGUGUUUGCCCUGGGAGUCAGACGAAUGGAGGGUCUUGGGGUGGGGCUAGUGGCCAGGAUGUUGGAGGGUCUAGGCCAGGGCCCACGAACCAGUCCAGUGCUGGGUCCUGGGAUAGCCCUGGGAGUCAGGUCAGUGGAAGCUCCUGGACUGGGGCUGGGGCUGUGGAUCAGGUUGGUGGUUGUUCCAAACCUGGAUUUGAGGAUCAGGCCAUUGGAGGGGGGUUCUGGCCUGGACCUGGGGACCAGACUGGUGGAGGCUCCAGGCCAGGGUCUGAGGAUCAGUCCAGUGGAAUAGGUUCCUGGGGUGUGGCUGGUGGCCAGGUCCUUGGGGGAGCUAGGCCUGCAGACCAGUCCAGUGGUGGGUCCUGGGCUGGCACUGGGAAUCAGGUCAGUGGAAGGUCCUGGAUUGGGCCUGGGAAUCAGGCUGGUGACUGUUCCAAGCCUGAAUUUGAGGAUCAGGCUUGUGGGGGAAGCUCCUGGGCUGGUGCUGGGAGCCAAGCCAGUGGAGAAUCCUGGGCUGGAUCUACGCCUGGGAAUGAGGCCACUGGAGGGUCUAGGAUGGGAUCUGAGGACCAGGCCACUGGAGGAUCCUGGGCUAGAUCUGAGGACCAGGCCAGUGGAAGGUUCCAGGUCAGUGUUGAGGUGGAGGCCAACGAAGGAUUCUGGUUUGGGCCUGGGGCUGAGGCCGUUAUAGGGUCUUGGUGCUGGACAGAGGCGAAAGCUGAUGUUGUGUCCAAGCCUGAUGAUAAAGAUGAGGCCGCUACUGCAUCCAGAUCGGAGGCUGGGGAAGAGGCCAUCAUUUGUUCUAGGACUGAGGCUGAGAACAAGGCUAGUAGUGGCUCCUGGAUUAGAUCUGAGGAGGUGGCUUAUAUGGGCUCCUGUGUAGGGGCUGAGGCUGAGGCUGAGGCUGGGGCUGAGGCUGGGGCUGAGGCUGAGGCUGGGGCUGAGGCUCUGGCUGAGACUGAGGCUGAGGCUGGGGCUGAGGCUGGGGCUCGGGCUGGGGCUGAGGCUGGGGCUGGGGCAGAGGCUGAGGCUGGGACUGGGGCUGAGGCUGAGGCUAGGGCUGAGGCUGAGGCUGGGGCUGGGGCUGAGGCUGAGGCUAGGGCUGGGGCUGAGGCUGAGGCUGAGGCUGAGGCUAGAGCUGGAGCUGAGGCUGAGGCUGAGGCUGAGGCUGAGGCUGAGGCUGAGGCUGGGGCUAGGGCUGAGGCUGAGGCUGGGGCUGGGGCUGGGGCUGAGGCUGGGGCUGGGGUUUGGUCCUGGGAUGGAGAUGCAACCACUGUAGAGUCUAGGCUUGGGGCUGGGGAAGAGGCUGGUGUAGAGUCCUGGACCUUGGCUAGGGAUGUGGGAGAGGAUGAGCUAAGUAGAGAGUCCAGCCCCGAUAUUGAGGAGAUCAGUUUAAGGUCUUUGUUUUGGGCUGAGAGUGAGAACAGUAAUACGUUCAGAUCUAAGAGUGGGAAAGAUGCCAAUUUUGAUUCUGGAGCUGGGGAUAACACCAGCAUCGAGGAUAAGUUUGAGGCUGCUGGUGGAGUUGAUAUAGGGUCUUGGUUCUGUGAUGGUAAUGAAAAUACAAAUGAGGACAAAUCUGCAUCUAAGGCUAAAGCCAAAAAGUCAUCUGAGUCAAGAGGCACAUAUCCGUCCAUGGUCCCUGGGGCAGGAAUGGGGUCAUGGGAUGGAGCCAUGAUCUGGUCGGAAACUAAGUUUCCACACCAAAGUGAGGCCAGUUUCCCAGUUGAAGAUGAGUCCAGAAAACAAACCAGGACUGGGGAAAAACCUCGGCCCUGGUCUUGCCGCUGUAAACGCGAAGCUAAUAUGGAUCCACGAGAUCUUGAAAAACUCAUUUGCAUGAUUGAGAUGACUGAAGAUCCUUCUGUUCAUGAAAUAGCCAAUAAUGCUUUAUAUAACAGUGCUGAUUAUCCUUAUUCUCACGAAGCUGUUCGUAAUGUAGGUGGAAUUUCAGUUAUUGAAAGCUUGCUCAAUAAUCCCUACCCCAGUGUUAGGCAGAAGGCUUUAAAUGCACUGAAUAAUAUCUCAGUGGCUGCUGAAAACCAUAGGAAGGUUAAAACUUACUUAAACCAAGUAUGUGAAGACACCGUCACCUAUCCCUUGAAUUCAAAUGUGCAGUUAGCUGGACUAAGAUUGAUAAGGCAUCUGACUAUUACCAGUGAAUAUCAGCAUAUGGUUACAAAUUAUAUUUCAGAAUUUCUUCGUUUGUUAACAGUGGGAAGUGGAGAAACUAAAGAUCAUGUUUUGGGAAUGCUUUUGAAUUUCUCUAAAAAUCCAUCUAUGACAAAAGACUUGCUCAUUGCCAGUGCACCGACAUCACUGAUUAACAUUUUUAGCAAGAAAGAGACAAAGGAGAAUAUUCUUAAUGCUCUUUCACUAUUUGAAAAUAUAAAUUACCAUUUUAAAAGAAGAGCAAAAGCAUUUACCCAGGACAAAUUCAGUAAAAAUUCCCUUUAUUUCCUAUUCCAACGACCUAAAGCAUGUGCCAAGAAACUUCGAGCCUUAGCAGCAGAAUGCAAUGACCCUGAGGUGAAAGAGAGAGUUGAACUAUUAAUAAGUAAACUCUGAUUUGCUGUAUGUUCCCAAACAAAUUUGAGUAACAUUUUGGUUUUGCACUCUGGAAGUAAUGCACAUUGUAAAUUGCAUUAUAACUUCGAAACUGAUGUUACCUAUGAUGGUCUAUAGCCAGACCAUUUUAUGAACACCAAAUGAAUUCAAGCUUGUACUAAAAAUACAUGUGUUGAUUUUUAUCUUGUCUGGAUUGAGAUAUUUUUAGUAUGCUUCAUGAGCAGAAACUGAACGGAUUCUUCAUAAGUAAGGUAAUCUUUGGUCCUUUGUGUGGACUUAUGUUUAUACAUUUAAGACUUUAUUUUUAUGUCAUCAAUAAAGUUGUGUGUUUUAAGCAGCAGAAAAAA